This is a messenger RNA of Paramecium sonneborni, 1040 nucleotides long. Lineage: Eukaryota; Ciliophora; Oligohymenophorea; Peniculida; Parameciidae. The record is from the annotation of a GenBank genome assembly.
AUGUUAUAUUCUAAGUAUUGUUAGUAAGAUUUUGAUGGUUAUGAGAAAAUAUCAGAAUUAGGGAAUGGAGCAUAUGGAAAAGUUUAUUUAGUUAAGAAGGAUGGGGAGUUAUUUGCUUUAAAAACUGUAUGUAUAAAAGUAACAUAGAGGUGCCUAAAGGAAUAUUUAAUGAUAUAAGUGAAUAGUAAUUACAGAAAGAAAUUUAUAUUCAUAAAAAACUAGUUCAUACAAAUAUAAUAAAGCUUCAUUCUUAUUAUUAAGAUAGAUAGCAUAUUCAUUUGUUGAUGGAAUAUGCAGAAGGUGGUUGUUUAUAUUAAAGAAAUUUAACAUUGGAUGAAAUCUAAGACUACUUUAGUUAAAUUUGCAAUGGAAUAUACUACUUGCAUUCAAAUAAUAUAAUACAUCGAGAUUUAAAAGUAAUGUAUUGAAUUAAUUGAAAGCCUGAGAAUAUUUUAUUAAAGAACAAUGUAAUAAAGUUAUGUGAUUUUGGAUGGUCAGCAGAGGUUGGAUAUAAUAAAUAGAGAGACACUCUUUGUGGUACUAUUGAUUACAUGGCUCCAGAAGUGUCUUAAGGGAAAUAUUCAUUUAAAGUAGAUACAUGGUCAUUAGGAAUAAUUCUUUAUGAAAUGAUUCAUCAUUCAGUUCCAAAAAUUCCAAGAAUAUAUAAUUGUCCUGAUUUAGUUAAAGAUUUGAUAGAUAAAUUAUUAGUAGCUUAGGAUGAAAGACUUAGUAUAAGUUAGGUAUUAUAGCAUCCUUUUGUGAAAAAGGGGUAAGUAGGUAGAGAAUCAAUUUUAAGUGUACAUUCAUUAAAUUAUAAUAAAUAUCAAGCUGAAGGGUUGAUAUUAUUUAAUGAAUUAGAUGUAAGUUUGGAGUAAUAAGACAGAGCUAUAAAUAGAAUGACAGACAUUUUUAAACCUAGGUAAUCAAGGAAGGUUCCUGAAUAAUAAAUAAUAUAGUAAACUACUAAAAAAACUUUAUUCAAUACAAUACUAGAUACUUUGGGAUGUAUGAAUAGAAUUAAGAAAUAAUAAUAAAGUUGA